Messenger RNA from Drosophila mojavensis, 1020 nucleotides. RefSeq lists its product as uncharacterized. The record is from RefSeq and is a predicted model, not a curated record. Bases 456 to 920 code for a protein of 154 amino acids. Lineage: Eukaryota; Metazoa; Arthropoda; Insecta; Diptera; Drosophilidae. The transcript has 2 exons.
AUUUUAUGCUAAAGUCUAAAGUAUUUUCUGAUUUGUCAUUCCUACCCUGCAAAAUAACAAAAGUUCAGGGUAUAAAGAGAAAAUUUCAAUAAAUUUAAUUUCGAAUUAAAGUCGCGGCGGCAAGUGAAGGUCAACAGAAAAUGGCUUAAUAAUCAAUAUAUCAAACGGGGCAAAUAUUUGUUCAACUGGGCUAAUUAUGCUUUGCAAUUGCGAAGUAGGCGACGCCGUUUGCUUCAUCGAUAAGUGACAGAAAAUUGAAUGUCAAACAAACAUUGUGAAUGUCAAAGUCUUGUUGCUCCUCUAAUUGAUUGGCACGUGAAUUCAUAAGGAAAAAUCUUUGGCAAGAAAGGCGCACGAAUCUGGCGUGAAAAUCUUCACAAAUCAUAAUUGGAAAAUCGUAAAGAAGUAAUAAGAAUUACAAAGUGAUUAACAUCAUUAUAAAUAGUCUAGUGAAAAUGAUGUUAAACGUCAUUGCGGCCCUUUUGGUGAACAUCAUAGCGGCAAUCGUCACGACCAUUUUUAUGAGGAUCCUCAUCACGAACUAUAUUAUGAUGAUGGGUGUGAAUAUCAUUUUGAAGAUGACUGCGGACAUCAUUCCGAACGUCAUAAUGUACAACAUCUUGAAGAUCAUCAUGGACAUUGCUGUCGCCAUCAUUAUUAACAUAAUCAUGAACAUAGCGCUGAGCUUCCUUAUGAGAAUCAUAAUGCAGCUCAUUAUGAAUUUGAUUAUGAACGUCAAUAUAAAUAUGUUGCUGAACAUUGCAACGAAUAUCAUGAUAGACUUAAUGAUGACCGCGAUUACGAGAGUUAUUAUAAGCCUCCUAAUGAACAUACUCAUGAACAUUAGUUUUAAUAUAAAAUUGAACAUGAUUAUGACAAUGAGUGUCACUAAAAUGAUUGCUGAACUGAUAAACAAUUAACAAUCACAAAGUACUCUAACAUUAUUGUUUUAAACUUAAACUAUUGUAUUUUAAUUUACAUAUUAAAAAACCAAUAAAAGAAAUAUAAAAUUUUCUAUAA